AUAUAUAUACAUAUAUAUACACACCCACACCCACACCCACAUACACACACAAGUAAUUUACCUAUACGGAGAGAAAGAGAGAAAUUAAGUAAGAAAGAUGGCGGAUUGGGGACCAGUGGUGAUAGCGGUGGUGAUGUUCGUGUUGCUAUCGCCGGGAUUGUUGUUUCAGAUACCUGGGAAGAGCAGAGUGGUUGAGUUUGGUAAUAUGCAGACAAGUGGUAUGUCCAUUCUCGUCCAUACCAUCAUCUAUUUCUGCCUCAUCACCAUCUUCCUCAUCGCUAUAGGGGUUCACAUCUACGCUGGCUAAAUUACCUACGCUACUUUCACUUCCUUUAAUUUGGAGCGGUCUUCAUCUCUAUCUCUGUCUUAAUUUCUUUAUGUGAUUCAACAACUACAACAUUUCAGCUCUGUGGGCUGUAUUGUAAUUUUCUCUCUGAUAUAUAUAUAUAUAUAUAUAUAUAUUUUUCCUUA
Cornus florida is the source of this 471-nucleotide messenger RNA. RefSeq lists its product as uncharacterized. Bases 98 to 307 code for a protein of 69 amino acids. The record is from RefSeq and is a predicted model, not a curated record. NCBI's taxonomy places the organism in Eukaryota, Viridiplantae, Streptophyta, Magnoliopsida, Cornales, Cornaceae. The transcript has a single exon.